GCGGCUGGAGCUCAGUGAUAAUGUGAGGAAUUCAGACUCAAGAGAGUUACAUUUUCUUUUUAAUGAGCUGAAUAUCAGUGGAGGGGGGUAUUUUAAUGGAAAGUAUCCGGCAGUUUGUGCUGGUUUGUCUCCUCGGCGGACUGACAGCGGAGGACGGAGGAGGAUGGUUCCAGCCAUCAGACUUCAGCUUGCAGGAUGAAGGUCCGUGUAACAUCGACGUGUUGGACGCCUCCUCGCUCUCACACCAACAAUUCUUAGAAAGAUAUGCAUACAGCAGACCGGUCAUCCUCCGAGGACUCACUGAUAACACGAGGUUCAGGCUGCUCUGCUCCAGGUCCAGCCUCCUGGAAUCAUUCGGCUCCCGGACCGUCCGACUGAGCACGGCCAACACCUUCUCCUACAGGAAAGUUGACGUCCCCUUCAGCCAGUACGUGGACAUCUUCCUGAAGCCGCAGUCCGAGGACACUCUCGGCAGCGACACGCUGUAUUUCUUCGGCGAUAACAACUUCACAGAGUGGAGCAGUUUGUUCGAGCAGUACGAGUCUCCGCCGUACGUCCUGCCGCACACCAGCGGAGCGUUCAGCUUCGGGGUCGCAGGCGCUGGAACCGGGGUCCCGUUCCACUGGCACGGUCCCGGUUACUCGGAGGUCAUCUACGGCCGGAAGCGCUGGUUCCUCUACCCCCCUGACCAGGAGCCUCACUUCCACCCGAACCGGACCACCCUGUCCUGGCUGAGGGAGACGUACCCCCACCUGCCGGAGGCCGAGGCCCCGCUGGAGUGCACCAUCCGACCCGGAGAGGUGCUGUAUUUUCCCGACCGCUGGUGGCACGCCACGCUCAACCUGGACACCAGCGUCUUCAUCUCCACCUUCCUGGGCUGAGCUCAGAUGUACUCUGAACCUCUCUGCAGGAACAAUGAGUUUUAAUUCAUUUAAACUACUUCCAGGGACCAACAAGCAUCACCGACCUGUUGCUUUAAUGGAACUCAGCAUUUAUCGUCAUUGAGAAGAAAUCAGGGAAAAUGUCUACUGACUGUUUAACUUGAAGUGUUAGAAUUGUAAAUGACAGGAAAUAUGAAGCUGCUGUGUGAAAAUGUGUGUGCAUGGAUGAAUAAAACAAAGUGAAGUCGGUAUGAUAAAGAUCGCAUGAAGGAAAUCUCAUUUAUUUUUAAUUAAAGAUGCAGUUGGGUUUUUAAUUUCACAUCCCAAAAAGAAGAAAAACAAAAGUUCUGAUGUUUCAAGGCUCAGCUGUUUACAGGAGACUUGAUCUUCCUCUGCAGGCAAACGAAAACAGUUAGAGUAACUGGUAACUGGGAAAACUGCAUUGGAAUGACUGGAUAGAGAGCAAGUCUUUGAGAAAUGUUAAAGAAAUUGUUUGACUUGCUAAUAAAAGAGGGACGUUUAUGCAGUUUGAGCAAUUGCACCGUCUUAACUCUUUUUAGAUGUAUUAUUGCUGAUAUUGUUUCAUCAAAUUGAUAAAAUGGGGGUCUGGUGGAUGCAUCAAAACUUAACUGAUGAAAAA
Salarias fasciatus (jewelled blenny) is the source of this 1521-nucleotide messenger RNA. RefSeq names its product jumonji domain containing 8 (gene jmjd8). Gene Ontology annotation, cellular component: nucleus. Gene Ontology annotation, molecular function: cis-regulatory region sequence-specific DNA binding. The record is from RefSeq and is a predicted model, not a curated record. The transcript is spliced from 9 exons. Bases 96 to 881 code for a protein of 261 amino acids. Lineage: Eukaryota; Metazoa; Chordata; Actinopteri; Blenniiformes; Blenniidae.